AUGAUUUCUCUUCAGUCUUUUCCUUUGCUCCUCCUCGGCGCGUUGUCGACGCUUGCCUCCGCCGCAUCGGACUACCACGAAAGCCUCGUCCUUCAACCGCUCCCCCAGUCGUCAUUGCUGGCGUCGUUCAAUUUCCGCAGCAAUGCUACGAAAGAAUCAUUCGACAAGCGCAACUUCCAAUACUUCCCUCGGGCGCUAGGUCAGAUCUUGCAACAUGCCCACACCGAAGAGCUCCACCUCCGCUUUACGACGGGGAGAUGGGAUGCGGAGAGUUGGGGGUCGCGCCCUUGGAAUGGGACCAAAGAAGGCGGCACCGGAGUGGAGUUGUGGGCGUGGAUAGACGCGGUAGAUGAGCAGGAGUAUGUGAUAGGGUUGACUGCUGGUUGA
Molecule: messenger RNA, 387 nt
Organism: Aspergillus melleus
Lineage: Eukaryota; Fungi; Ascomycota; Eurotiomycetes; Eurotiales; Aspergillaceae
Product: Subunit of the glycosylphosphatidylinositol transamidase complex-like protein
Exons: 1
Coding region: 1-387 (128 amino acids)
Biological process (GO): attachment of GPI anchor to protein
Cellular component (GO): GPI-anchor transamidase complex
Source: RefSeq, a predicted model, not a curated record